CUUACGUGGCGUUAUCAUCAUAGAGUAUACCUUUCGGUGACUUUUGGAAGCCGUCUUGGUUGUAUCUUCCAUCCUCAAUCAAAUUGACGCAAGAAGUGCAGAUAAUCGACGAUCAUAACCCUGAUAUUCGAUUCCCUUAGAGCAGAGAAAGAGCAGAUAUGGCUUAUGCUGUAGUAAUCUCUCUGAAACAGACUUUAGAGCCCCUUCUUGAUUCUGCUCGAUCCAGAAUUCAAUUUUCAGGCUCAGAGCUUCACCCGAUUUACAAAGACCUUUGUUACCUAACAUCAUUCUUUGAUAAAAUGACUUCUUUGGAAGACUGCAACAGCGUUGAGGAAAUGGAAAAGGAUAUCAAGGAAAUACUGCUUGGUGGUCAAGAUCUGAUCGAACACCACUUAUCAGAUGCAGUUCAUUCUGCUGGAGAUGCGAGUUGGACUAAUUCAGCUGGGUUUUCCCGAGAAUUGGGGGAACUCAAACAUAAACUCGCUCCCUUUAUCAAUUUGUUGAAGGCCAAGGAAAAUGAGCUCACACGAAACCAGCAACUGCCCACCGCCGAUGUUCCUGUUCCUGUUCCAGUUCCAGUUCCAUCAAAAAUGGACCAUGAGAUUGUGGGAUUGGAAGAUGAAAUACCAAUGCUGCAAGAACUGAUUUUGGGGGUAGAUCCCAAGCUUCAGGAAAUCUAUGUUGUUGGGAUGUUUGGCAUUGGUAAGACUACUCUUACCAAUCAGGUAUAUAACAGUCAUAUUAUUCAUGAAAGGUUCGAUAUACGCUUAUUUGUGACAGUAGGUGUAGAAAAUAAAUUGGAAGAAUUGCUGCUGCGUAUUCUUAGUCAAGUACAAACUGAGGUAAAGAAAGAAGAGACGGUUCUUGAAUUAGGGAACCGUCUCAGGGCAUCUUUAUCUCGUGGGACUUAUCUGGUUAUAUUAGAUGACUUACGGGAUAUGCGAGUCUGGGAUCAUCUCAGACCGUACUUUCCAGAUGAGGGAAACAGUAGCAGAAUCGUGUUCACUACUAGAAUGACUAACUUGGAUUGUGUUAGAAAAUAUAUUCACCAAAAGCGUUUAUUGGAUAGUAAGGAAAGCUGGGAGUUGUUUUGUAAGAUAGUAUUCGCUGACAUGGAGAUGUACAAUUGUCCUUCGGAACUUGAGGAAAUCGGCAAGACAAUUGCCAGAAACAUGGGAGGACUUCCAUUGGCACUUGUCGAGAUUGGUAAACUUGUGUCUAAGCUACAAACAAUGAUGGAACGUUGGGCGGCAUUUGCUCAAUAUUUGAAGUCACAUAUUCAGAAAACAGCCAUCCCAAAGGUUAUGAAUGAUGAAUUGCCUAACCAUUUAAAGGGAUGCUUUCUUCACUUGGGCUUACUCCAUCCAAACAAUGAUUUCCCUACUUAUGAACUCAUCAAAUUAUGGGUGGUUGAGGGAUUUAUCGAGCCUGCAGCAGAUCAAAGCUUGGAACAAAUAGCUGAGGAAUAUCUGGAGGACCUUGUUUCCAGAGGUCUUGUUAUAGUUCAUGAGCGGAGCUACACUGGUCGAAUCAAAACCUGUGGAAUAAUCCAUAACCUCAUUCAGGAAGUCUGUGUCGGUGAAGCUCGGCAGCAAAAACUAUUCCAUAUUGUAAACAAAGGAGCUACCACAAAAAACCAAAGGAGGCUGAGCAUCCAGAGUGAUGUUGUACUUGGAGAGGAUUCAGGUGCGCGCUCUCUUGUUUUUUUGAGCCCAGAGAAUCAACAUCCAUUGGCAGUGUUUAAGUUCAGUAGAUGGGCAAGGGUAGUCCAUGCACUUCACAUCAGAUUUAGCAAGUUCCCGGAUGAAGUACUUAAGCUAGUUCGGUUGAGGUACCUGGCCAUCACAUUUGACGGGGAGCUUCCAUCAUCAAUAUCCACACUCUGGAACCUUCAAGUCUUGAUUAUUUUUUCACUUCAGGCCACCUACUCCCCUGUCUUUCUGCCAGUAGAGAUAUGGGAAUUACAAAAACUGAGGCACCUACAUUGCUUGGGAUUCGACCUGCCAGUUCCUUCAACUGAUCUCUACCUCAGAAAUCUUCUCACGCUUUCAGGUGUGAGUUUUCGUACUUGUUGUGAUGGAGUUCUUGCGAGAAUCCCACACCUAAUCAAGUUAGGUGUCCGGUUUGAUCCAGGAGUCCACGGUCCUGAAAUAUCAUGUUCUGAUGCACUUUUUAACGAUCUUCAUCAGUUUGAGUCAUUCAAAUGUGCAGUAACGAACACAUCCAAAGUUGCAUUUUCCCUCGAAGGUUUCCCUUCUGGACUUACAAAGCUAACCUUAGGCAUAUGUGGUUUUAAGUGGGACGACCACACGACCAUCCUUUCUGAAUUACCAAAUCUUCAAGUACUUAAGUUGCGACGAAACUCCUUCUCAGGGCCUAAGUGGGAAUUACGCGAUGAUGUAUAUCGUUUUCUGAAAUUCCUGGUUUUGGAGGACUUGGAUAUAAAGGAGUGGAUAGCAGAGUCUGAACACUUCCCAGCUCUGCAACAGUUACUUAUUAGGCGAUGCUACUAUCUGCAAGAGAUCCCCGUUGAUAUGGGAGAAAUCACAACACUUAAAGUUAUAGAGGUGGAUGACUGCAACAAGUCCCUCCGUGAAUCAGCAAGACGCAUACAGGAGGAGCAAGAGGACAUUGGAAAUGUUGUUCUGCAAGUUCGGAUCCGUUCAUCAUCUAAUGGUAACACUUUUAAUGACUUAUUUUAUUUCUCUAAUUAUAUUUUUUUAAUAGAUGCCUUAAUGCCGUGGUUUCUUUUAAUCACAUACGGAGGGAGUAUUGUAGUUUUCUAAUUACAGUAUAUUUUUUUAAUAGAUGGUUAAGGUAUAGGUAAGAACCUUAAUCCCGUGGUUUCAAUGAAUUUCUUUUAAUCACUUAAUAUUAUAAUUCUUUUUUUAUAGAUGGUGAAGAGUCUGAAGACAAUCAGCUCUAAAUGAUUGAUAUAGUUGAAGAUCCCCAGUAUAAAUGCUGAAGAUGAAUUUAGUGUUUAAAUAUUUUAAAAUUUAUUAAUGAGAUAAAGCCAUAAAACUUUUGUUGAAUGAUUUGUAAUUAAUUUUAUGUUGUGUAAUCUUGGAUGUUUUUGUCCAAUGUUUUAGACUUUUGAAUUUUUUGCUUGAUGUGAUUUAUAUCUUUAAUUUUCAUGAA
Molecule: messenger RNA, 3138 nt
Organism: Salvia splendens (bonfire salvia)
Lineage: Eukaryota; Viridiplantae; Streptophyta; Magnoliopsida; Lamiales; Lamiaceae
Product: putative late blight resistance protein homolog R1A-10
Exons: 2
Coding region: 159-2786 (875 amino acids)
Molecular function (GO): ADP binding
Source: RefSeq, a predicted model, not a curated record